CCACUGUUUGUUUCUCUAAGCCGAAAGCUUCCAAGAUCUCUGCAGAAUGCAAACAUAAUCACCAGUUUCUUGUUGAAUUUCUUUAUUUUUUUUAUCUUUCCUUGACAAUGGGAGGCUGUACUUCGAAGCCUUCAAAGCCAAAUCCAUACGGCUCAGGAGAUAGGAAUCAGCAUCCUGCUCAACCUCAACCACCCAAAUCUCCGCCGCCGCCUCUGCCACCGACCACCCCUUUCCUCCCCAUGUACACUCCGAGUCCGGCCCACCCGAACAAACCCAAGACUCCUUCGACGCCGCUCAGGUUUCUUCGGAGAUCGUUUCCUCCCCCUUCUCCCGCAAAGCAUAUCCGGGCGGUGCUGAGGCGGCGGAAGAGUAAUAAGAAGGCGGAAAAGGAGGCGGGAAUCGCGGCGGAGACGACGGAUGCGGACGAGGAGGAAGGGGUUGAGCUGGAUAAAAGAUUCGGGUUUUCAAAGGAAUUGAGGAGUAGGUUGGAGGUAGGAGAAGAAGUUGGCAGAGGGCAUUUUGGGUACACUUGUGCUGCUAAGUUCAAGAAAGGUGAAUUCAAAGGUCAGCAGGUUGCUGUUAAAGUUAUCCCAAAGUCCAAGAUGACAACAGCUAUUGCAGUUGAGGAUGUGAGAAGGGAGGUGAAGAUAUUGCGAGCCUUGACAGGACAUAGCAAUCUAGUGAAAUUCUACGAUGCGUUCGAAGAUCAUGAUAAUGUCUUUAUAGUAAUGGGAUUGUGUGAAGGAGGUGAGCUUUUGGAUAGAAUACUUGCAAGGGGUGGAAAAUACACUGAAGAUGAUGCAAAGGUUGUAAUGGUUCAGAUACUAAACGUUGUUGCUUUUUGUCAUCUUCAAGGCGUUGUGCAUCGAGAUCUUAAACCAGAGAAUUUUCUGUAUAUUUCAAAGGAGGAGAACUCUUUGCUGAAAGCCAUAGACUUUGGCCUGUCGGAUUUCGUAAGACCAGAUGAAAGACUUAAUGACAUUGUGGGAAGUGCAUACUAUGUGGCCCCCGAAGUUCUACACAGGUCCUACGGUACAGAAGCUGAUGUUUGGAGUAUAGGCGUGAUAGCUUAUAUUCUUUUAUGUGGGAGUCGACCAUUUUGGGCUAGGACCGAGUCUGGAAUUUUUCGAGCAGUUCUGAAAGCUGAUCCUAAUUUUAACGAACCACCUUGGCCUUCCUUGUCGUUAGAAGCCAAGGACUUUGUGAAGCGUCUCUUGAUUAAGGAUCCUAGGAAACGAAUGACAGCAGCUCAGGCUCUGAGUCAUCCUUGGAUUCAGAGUCUUAGUAAUGUCAAGGUUCCACUCGAUAUUUUAACAUUUAGGCUUAUAAAGACGUAUAUGCAAUCAUCGCCUUUGCGGAAGGCUGCUUUAAAGGCUUUGUCGAAGACAUUGACUCCCGACGAACUCUUUUACCUGAGAGAGCAAUUUGCCUUAUUAGAGCCGAAACAUGGUAGCAUAACCUUGGAGAAUAUUAAGACGGCUCUGAUGAAAAACGCGACAGAUGCAAUGAAGGAGUCUCGCAUUCUGGAUUUUCUUUUAUCGCUAAAUGCACUCCACUACAGAAGAAUGGACUUUGAAGAGUUCUGUGCAGCUGCAUUAAGCGUCCAUCAGCUCGAGGCAUUCGAUCACUGGGAACAACACGCGCGUUGUGCGUAUGAGCUUUUCGAGCAGGAUGGGAACAGGGCUAUCGUCAUCGAGGAACUCGCUUCCGAACUCGGUCUUGGACCCUCGAUUCCCAUCCACGCCGUUCUUAACGACUGGAUAAGACAUACCGAUGGGAAGUUGAGUUUCCUAGGGUUUGUUAAAUUGUUGCGUGGUCCAUCCAGUCGAGCCGUUGCAAAGGCGCAAUAAUCGUGCCACGUUGCCGGGAGACAAUCCGACGAGCCACGGGCGUAAAACGGAUCAAUCCUUCUUCGGGGGGAUUUGCUAGGAUGCUCCAUGAAUCCAGUUUGAAUCAAAUUUAUGUUAAUUCUUGGAGGAGUUUGAGAGUUGUGGGAAACUUUGAAGAUAUCAUUGGCAAUGACGGCAAGCAAUCACAAUG
This is a messenger RNA of Hibiscus syriacus, 2040 nucleotides long. Its product is annotated as CDPK-related protein kinase-like. The record is from RefSeq and is a predicted model, not a curated record. Gene Ontology annotation, cellular component: nucleus; cytoplasm. Gene Ontology annotation, biological process: peptidyl-serine phosphorylation; protein autophosphorylation; intracellular signal transduction. The coding region runs from base 108 to 1850 and encodes 580 amino acids. Gene Ontology annotation, molecular function: calmodulin binding; ATP binding; calcium/calmodulin-dependent protein kinase activity. NCBI's taxonomy places the organism in Eukaryota, Viridiplantae, Streptophyta, Magnoliopsida, Malvales, Malvaceae. The transcript is spliced from 11 exons.